Panicum hallii is the source of this 1096-nucleotide messenger RNA. RefSeq names its product NAP1-related protein 2-like. Lineage: Eukaryota; Viridiplantae; Streptophyta; Magnoliopsida; Poales; Poaceae. Gene Ontology annotation, biological process: nucleosome assembly. Gene Ontology annotation, molecular function: histone binding; chromatin binding. The transcript has 10 exons. The record is from RefSeq and is a predicted model, not a curated record. The coding region runs from base 120 to 875 and encodes 251 amino acids. Gene Ontology annotation, cellular component: nucleus; chromatin.
AGCUCCGCCUCCCUCUCCCACCCGCACCCUCCCUCUCCUCUCCCGGCUCGCGCAGGCAGGCGACACAGCGAGGCUAAAACCCUAACGCGAGGAGGUGUAGGCAAGCCAGCGGCUUCGCGAUGACGGCGCCGGCGGACAAGGGGAAGAAGGCCAAGACCGAGGCCGGCGGCGGCGAGGAGAACGAGCAGAUCGACGGCGCCCUCGUGCUCUCCAUCGAGAAGCUCCAGGAGAUCCAGGACGAGCUCGAGAAGGUAAAUGAGGAAGCAAGUGACAAAGUUAUGGAGGUGGAGCAGAAGUACAGUGAGAUUCGCAGACCUGUCUAUCUCAAGAGAGGUGACAUUAUCAAGACAAUCCCAGACUUCUGGCUGACAGCGUUUAUGAGUCAUCCGCUACUCAGCGAGCUUCUGACUGAAGAUGAUCAGAAGAUAUUCAAGUACUUGGAUUCUGUUGAUGUGGAUGAUUCUGAUGUCAAGGCAGGAUACUCCAUUCAUCUUAACUUCUCCGAGAAUCCGUACUUUGAAGACACAAAGCUUACAAAGACCUAUUCCUUUGCUGAUGAUGGAACAACAACAAUAAAAGCUUCUCAGAUUAAGUGGAAGGAAGGAAUGGGACCUGCAAAUGGAAAUGGUAUUAACAAGAAAGGGUCCAAGCGACCAUUGGUAGAGGAAAGUUUUUUCACGUGGUUUGGUGAUACAGAGCUCAAGAGUCUUGCUGAUGGUGUGCAAGAUGAGGUGGCUGAGAUCAUCAAGGAAGACCUGUGGCCUAAUCCUUUGAAAUACUUCAACAAUGAGGUUGAAGAUGAGUUUGAAGGAGACGAAGAAGAUGAUGACGAUUUGGAUGGUGAGGAUGGCGAGGAUGACGACGAGGAGAACUGAACCCUCGGCGCUGGUUCUGAAUCGACAUGUCAGCUGUUGGUGGGGACUGUGGCUCUGAAGGGGCGGAAUUAUGUGACCCUUUUGCGAGAUUUUUUCUUGGUUGUUUGACUUAGCUGGAACUCACCGUAGGGAACUGUUUAAUGCCUUAUGAAGUCAACCAACUUGAAAGGAGACCGCUAUAUCAUAAUCUGGGUAUAUCUAUGAAGGCAAUUUGACCUGCU